GAAGAGUGCAAAGUGUCAUUUUUAUUUUAGUCCAUUUCAUUUAAUGUUUGUUGGCGGGUGUAAAAUGAGUUAAAGAGUAGUUGUAGGCUUCAGUGCCCCUGUAGUUCAGCAGCCCUGUUCACGCGUGGCUGUCACUGCCGAUGGGUCUUUGAGCAAGACACUGCAUGAUGGGACCUAACCCCUCACCCGUCUCCCGGGAUAAACGCGUCAGCUAAAAGCGUUAAAUGCGAAAGCCUCUGUGAAGACUCAGAAGAAGGGAUUAAAAUCCGCAACGCUGGGAUGUUAAGACUGCAUUAGACCUGAAUCCUCUCCGCCAGCUGCACGUCGCCCGUGGCUAGAUCAGAAUUUCAUGGAAAAAAACUGCACAGAUGCGCCCACAUCAGUCCAUUUUAUGUCGAUCUUCUGCAAAUGUCAUUUUCCUUUAAGAUGAUGUAAGACAUCACUUUACGGGACGGUUUUUUCCCCUCUCUCUUUCUUGCACAGCUUAGAGCAACAUUAUCUUAAACCUUCGGCCGGACCAAGCGUUUCCGCUCUCAGCAGUUUGGAGAGAUGGGUGCGCACAGGAGUCCCGCUUCCAUCCUCCACUCUGUGAGCAGCCUCGGAGCAUCUUUCAGCAUCCCAUUUGUGAAGAGCAACGCUCAGUAGCAGGAUGAUGGGAUGCACGCACAGUCUACAGUUUAUCUUGCACUGAUGUGAUUGAACUAGAAGCCAAGCGCAAGAGGGUGAAUCUCUCCAGAGAAACUUAGGUGAAUUUUUUUUUUUUUUUUUUUACUUUUUGAUGGUAGGAAAUUUCAGAGUGAAGUGAGGAUUAUAUUAUUUUUAAGUCACAGCCAUGACCCAUCGCAGUGGAUGCGUGUAACACGAUGCUGGUUAUGAUAAUCGAUCCUGUUCAAAAAAGGAUUCACCGUGGGCAGGCACAUUUACGCAUGGGGUUAAUGGAUAUACUGUAGGCACACCUUUGGGAUUGUUUGUCAUGAGACCAUGGAUGUGAAGACUGCAGCCUGAAUCAAGACUGUGCUUUGGAUCUGAGUGCAUCAACACCAUGCAGCUACACCCCACACCCUGAACUUCUGGGACGUUUGCGCGACGCGAUCGAGACUCAGAUUUCUUGCAAGAUCUGCAAAAAAUGGCACUGAGCGAAAACUGCAAAACGCAACCUGCAAAAGAGCAAGGCUCUGUGCAAAACCCCCCAUCGGAUGUCAUUGAGCUAAAUGUGGGUGGACAGGUGUAUUACACUCGCCAUGCCACCUUGACAAGCUUUCCAAAUUCCUUACUUGGAAAGCUGUUUUCUAACAAGAAGGGGUCUUCAAAUGACUUGUCCCGGGACCUUAGAGGACGCUAUUUUAUUGACAGAGAUGGCUUUCUGUUUCGGUAUGUACUGGAUUACCUUAGAGACAAGCAAGUUGUCCUGCCUGACCACUUCCCUGAGAGGGGGAGGCUAAAAAGAGAGGCGGAAUACUUCCAGCUGCCAGAAUUGGCCAAACUUUUGUCAUCCGAGGAGUCAAAACUAUUUCCAGACGACUUGUGCUACAGUGAUUUCGAUGAUGUGUCGCAGGGCAGCGACCAGAGGUUUUACCCCUCUUACUCCUUGGACAGGAGGUAUGGCUACAUCACAGUCGCUUUCAAAGGCGUUUGCGCGGCAGGAGGCAGAGAAAGUCAAAGUGAUGCCAAAGCCAAAAAGUUACCGCGGAUCUUCAUCAGCAGCAGGAUCGGCUUGGCAAAAGAGGUGUUUGGAGACGCCCUGAAUGAGAACAGGGACACCGACAGACCACCGGACCGCUACACCUGCAGGUUUUACCUCAAGUUCAGGCACUUGGAGAGAGCUUUUGACAUGCUGUCAGAGAGCGGCUUUCACAUUGUGGCCUGCAAUUCGUCUCUGACUGCGACUUCCAUCGGUCAUUACGCGGAUGACAGGGUCUGGUCCAAUUACGCACAGUACAUCUUCUACCGCGGGCCCUCUAGGUGGUCGUCUUCUCACUGUGACUGCUGCUGCAAGAGCCACAAAAGUGAGCGUGAGGGAGAGAGCGGCACUUCCUUCAACGACCUCUCCACGUCCUGUUCUGAGACCCAGUCAGAGGCCAGUUCCCCUCAAGGAACCGUGAUCCGUGGCCCCGUGAGACGGCAGCCCAACAUCCAGACACUGGACCGCCACAUGCCAAAAGGACCAGUUCAUAUGCUGCAACAGGCAGAGAUGCGCCGCAAGACUGACAUGCUCCGCGUGAGAACCUUCGGGGUCCGGGAACGAGAGGCAGCGAAGAGGAAAGCAAAUAAGGAGAAGAUGACUCCUGAGCAGGAGCUGGAGAAAUGCAUUCAGGACUUCCGGCGCAUUAGGAUUCCUGAUCACUUUCCAGAGAGGAAGUACAUGUGGCAAUCAGAGCUCCUGAGAAAGUACCGUCUCUAAAUACGAGUGUGAAGAAGAGAAAAGACAGGCGAAAGAAAGAGAGAUGGUACUGUAGUAUCAUGUCAACAUCAGUGGAGAGUAUUAACUGCAUAGGCAAUAGACUGCACCCUCUCAGACACAUACUGUACUAAAAAAAACUAUGGCCACUUUUCUGCCAGCAUGACUAGAGGAGCACACACAGUACAAGGCAGCGUGAGUCAUUGAUUUGUGACGUAUGCACAGUGUUGUGUAUGAUAUGCACAUGUGUAAAUCAGGUUACUCCUGUUGGGGCUUACAUCGCUAACCCUGUUCUCAACUCAGAGAGCUGGGAGCCAGGCAUACUAAAGGCUACUGCUAUAUCACUAGUUGAAGCAACAAAGCAACCUCAGGGGCAACAUCAUAUCAAUUCAUCAACUUAACACAUAUUGUAUGUGCAAUUGCCCUCAAUAGCUGUUUUUUAAAUGGAUGUACCCAGAUGGUGCUGUGAGUUAGCAAUGGAAUAUCACUAUACUCCACUGAUAACACAUAUACUUAUAGUAAGCUUUGGUAACGGCACUGCAUGUCAUUUCACCCUUAGCAUAAUUAUGCAAUAUCAAACAAAAUUUCAAUUCACUGUUUAGUGUGAUGGGUAAACAUGGUGUGAUAUGACUGAGACUAACGUAAAUGAGGAAAGCACUGCCUAGAUAUGUUUGCCAUUGUGAAAAUUUUUGUCUAAUGUCAUUAUGUGUUGGAUAGACGAUGUUGUGUAGGUAGAAUAUAAUGCCAAUGGAUAUUGAUCUAAUUCUUGAUUGUAAGUGUGCAAAAAAGCUAAUAAAUGCGUUAGAAUUGUA
Seriola aureovittata is the source of this 3210-nucleotide messenger RNA. Its product is annotated as BTB/POZ domain-containing protein KCTD16-like. Gene Ontology annotation, biological process: regulation of G protein-coupled receptor signaling pathway; protein homooligomerization. The record is from RefSeq and is a predicted model, not a curated record. Bases 1127 to 2401 code for a protein of 424 amino acids. The transcript has 2 exons. Gene Ontology annotation, molecular function: protein binding. Gene Ontology annotation, cellular component: presynaptic membrane; postsynaptic membrane. NCBI's taxonomy places the organism in Eukaryota, Metazoa, Chordata, Actinopteri, Carangiformes, Carangidae.